AUGGAUCCCGAGCAGACGUUCAUAAGGGUGCAAGAACGAUUCUCUGAGAUGCUGACUCCGAAAAUCAGAGCCAAGCUCGAGUACUUUUUCCUAUUUUUGGCCAUCACCCUUUUCUGUAUUCUCGUCGUCAUGCACGCUAAUUAUGUCCAGCAGCCUGGCUGUUCGAGUGAGUUCUCGAGUGUGCAGUUGUCAGGUGCCCAGCUUAUUCAGAUUAGGAUCACCAGUGCUGGCUUGUGGUCGCAUAAUGAUUCUGUGAAUGGUGUGGUGGAUGUUCAUGAUGCGGAAGCUGCUUCUGAAACUCAAAACCCCCUUAAUCUGGAGGAAGAUGGUUCACCUCAUUCGGCCUCAAAAUCGUGGUUAAGUUGGAUAAGCUCUGACAUGAGGAGGCUGAAAUCUUCAUUAGAUGUUUGGAAGAGUGACAGUGAUGUUUUGGUGUCUGACCAAGAAGUUUCUAUCAGCAGUGAAAGAUUUAAGCCAGCCUCUGAUGAUACGCCAGUGAAAUCCAGUAAAGAUGUUCAAUGGAAGAGAUUUUUUAUUUCGCCCAAGGAGUUCCUAAGAGCAGCAAUUGUCCAUAUCGGCAAAAAGUGGCAUGGGCGCUUAUCUUUCUUUCUGAGGUUCACAAGGCGAAUUCUUGGAGGUUUAUGGGAUAUUUCUGGAAUAAAUUUGAACUUCGACAUUCCCAAAUGGCUAAGAAUCUUACAUUUGGACAGACUCAACUCCUACGCAGUGCAGUGGCUCGAAAAGAGAAGCAAUGCCUUCGAACCAGCUUAUUUAUAUACCAUGGAAAAGGGUUAUUUCUUGUUGCCUGAAGAAGCCAGGUUAAAGCAUGGAAUUCAGAUCGCCAAUAUUAGCAUUUCAGCCCGGCACAGUUGCUUUGGCAACCGGUGGCAGCAGCUGCUGAUAAAUAGGCUUGUCGGGUAUGACACUAUUCUGAUGAACAGUUUGUUGAAUUCUCCAGGCCUUGGUUAUCUGUAUAAUUACCAAACAAGGGAGUUCUACAAUCUUACUUAUGCGCAUGAACAACCUGCAAGCUCUGCAAAAUUUGGAGACUAUCUUGUGACCAAGUGUGGCGUAUUGAUGAUGUCACUUUUUGUGUUCUUCACAACCACGAUGUCAGUUUCAUUCACGUUGAGAGAGACGCAGACUCGCAUGCUGAAGUUUACAGUGCAGCUCCAGCAUCAUGCUCGACACAGGCUUCCAACAUUUCAAUUAAUUUUUGUGCAUGUAAUUGAAUCACUUGUUUUUGUACCGAUAAUGAUUGGAAUCCUAUUUUUCCUCUUCGAGUUCUAUGAUGAUCAGCUAUUGGCUUUUAUGGUUCUGAUUCUUGUCUGGAUCUGUGAGCUGUUCACACUCAUCAGUGUUCGCACGCCGAUAUCGAUGAAGUUUUUUCCUCGAUUCUUUCUACUCUACUUUCUGGUGUUCCACAUAUAUUUCUUCUCCUACACAUAUGGGUUCUCUUAUUUAGCUCUGUCAACCUCUGCAGCAUUUAUGCAACACCUAGUCCUCUAUUUCUGGAACCGAUUUGAGGUUCCUGCCCUGCAGAGGUUCAUGCAAAAUCGUCGGUCAAAUCAGCAGCACCCAGAUUUUCACAUCACAUCCUCAACCAUUCUUGCCUCAACAUUACGUAUCACAAGAUUAAACACGAGGAACAACACUGCAUAUAUGGCUCCCGGACCACUACCCAGACCUGCAGCCGAUAAUGGGAACACGGCUAGAAAUGUUGCCACUGGAUUUCCCGGUCCUCAACCACAAGCCAACCAUGAUGAUGAUGAUAACAAUAACAAUAACAAUAGUAAUACCAAUAACAAUAAUCCAGAUAGGAUAGGCAAUCCUCUUGGUAUCGGGGGACAACCAAUCCUUCGUCAGCCAGAGAAUGGAGGAGGUGUGCCCGGGGCCAUGAGUUCGUUUAGUUCCCUGUUGUUGUGGAUCCUGGGUGGAGCUUCUUCAGAAAGCCUAAACUCGUUUUUAUCGAUAUUUCGAGAUUUUAGGUAUCAUGGCCAAGUCUAUGCUGCCGCUGGACACCCACAACAAGAAAAUCAUACGGCGCAGAACAAUGAAUAA
Molecule: messenger RNA, 2061 nt
Organism: Striga hermonthica
Lineage: Eukaryota; Viridiplantae; Streptophyta; Magnoliopsida; Lamiales; Orobanchaceae
Source: the annotation of a GenBank genome assembly